Fusarium sp. VM40 is the source of this 831-nucleotide messenger RNA. NCBI's taxonomy places the organism in Eukaryota, Fungi, Ascomycota, Sordariomycetes, Hypocreales, Nectriaceae. The record is from the annotation of a GenBank genome assembly.
AUGUCGUCUAUGCGAAAUGCCGUCGCGCGGCGACCUCACCGUGAGCGCGCUCAGCCAUUAGAGCGUCGCCGUCUCGGUCUUCUCGAGAAGCACAAGGAUUACUCCCUCCGAGCCAAGGACUUCAAUAAGAAGAAGAAGCAGCUCAAGAACCUCCGCGACAAGGCGUCCGAGCGAAACGAGGAUGAGUUCUACUUCGGUAUGAUGUCCCGCAAUGGGCCCGGAUCAAGAGUCCAGGAUGGCAAGCGAUGGUCCGGAACAGUUCACGGAGAUCGAGGAAACAAGGUCAUGGACGUUGAUACCGUGCGGCUUCUCAAGACUCAAGAUAUCGGCUACAUUCGAACGAUGCGACAGGUUGUUGCGAAGGAGGUUGCCAGGUUGGAAGAGCAGGUAGUCCUCACACGAGGAUUCGACAAACUCGACGAAAACGAAAACGAAAACGAAAACGAGGAGAACGAGGACAGCGACUCCGAAUUUGAUUUUGCCACAGCCCCUUCAAAACCCAAGGCACCCCGAAAGAUUGUAUUUAUGGAAAACGAAGAGGAGCGCGAGGAAACAAUAGGCGACCAACUAGACCUGGAGGACGAAGACGACGCGGACAAGGCCUCUGAAGGUGGCGGCGAAAAGAAGGAAGGCGAUCCAGCUUUUGAGCGCGCCAAGGCCCUCCGACGUCUUCGACGUCAACUCGAGAAUGCGCGCAAGAAGCUCAAGGCCCUCACAGACGCCGAGGGUGAACUCGAGAUCCAGCGGGCAAAGAUGGCCAAGACAGCGACGUCGGGAGGAACCACACGCAAAGGAGGAAAGAAGAUUAUGGUACGGACGCGGAAGAGAUAA